Messenger RNA from Penicillium oxalicum, 1119 nucleotides. Its product is annotated as FPP/GGPP synthase family protein. Gene Ontology annotation, molecular function: prenyltransferase activity. Lineage: Eukaryota; Fungi; Ascomycota; Eurotiomycetes; Eurotiales; Aspergillaceae. The transcript is spliced from 2 exons. Gene Ontology annotation, biological process: isoprenoid biosynthetic process. The coding region runs from base 1 to 1119 and encodes 372 amino acids. The record is from RefSeq and is a predicted model, not a curated record.
AUGAGCUUCUCAAAUCAACCUCAGAGCUCCACUCCGUCACAGGAAGCCUCCACGGACGCCGCAAAUGGGUCCUUGAACGCGUUCUCCGAAGAGCCGUCCGCGCUCGAGAUGCCAACCAAGCCUCAACAUCGCCGCAACAGAUCCAGUGUCGACGGUACCAAGUACAAGGAUGGCACCUGGUCGGCCAAAAAUGAGAAGAUCCUCAUGGGCCCCUAUGACUAUAUGCAUGGACAUCCCGGCAAAGAUGUUCGUCGCCAGCUGAUCCAGGCUUUCAACUCGUGGCUACAGGUCCCUGAAGAAAGCCUAGCGGUGAUUGACAAGGUGGUGAGAAUGUUGCACACGGCUUCGCUCUUGAUUGACGACGUCGAGGACUCGUCUGUUCUGCGUCGCGGUAUCCCCGUGGCGCACAACAUCUUCGGCACUGCGCAGACGAUCAACUCGGCCAACUAUGUCUACUUCCUGGCCUUGCAAGAGGUGCAACAGCUGCGCAGUCCUGCUGCCAUCGACAUCUACGUGAAAGAGCUGUUGAAUCUGCACCGCGGCCAAGGGAUGGAUCUUUUCUGGCGCGACACGCUUACCUGCCCCACCGAGGACGAGUACCUGGAGAUGGUCGGGAACAAGACCGGUGGUCUUUUCCGACUGGCGGUCAAGCUCAUGCAGGCGGAGAGCUCGACCGGCAAAGACUGUGUGGCUCUGGUGAAUGUCAUGGGAUUGAUUUUCCAGAUCUGCGAUGAUUACUUGAACCUGGCAAACACCACCUACACCAAGAAUAAGGGUAUGUGCGAGGAUCUGACCGAGGGCAAAUUCUCCUUUCCCAUCAUUCACAGCAUUCGCUCCAACCCGUCCAACCACCAGUUGUUGGCCAUUUUGAAACAAAAGACCCAAGAUGAGGAGGUCAAGCGUUAUGCCGUCCAAUACAUGCACAGCACAGGCAGUUUCGAGCAUACCCGCCAAGUGGUGCGGGAUCUGCAUGAGCGGGCGUUGGCCCUCAUCGAAGUGAUUGACUCGACUCCCAAGGUCAACGGUGCCGGUGAUGGAGAGAUGAUUCGGGCGGUGUUGAACAAGAUUGUUACCACGACACUAUCUCCGGCCGAUGAUGAGAUCCACGCGACCAAAUAG